AUGCGUUUUUGGCCACCAUUUCAUACAUAUUCACUAGAUAUUAUAUCGAGUUUUCCAAAUAAAUUGGUUUUUCGUGCGCCAAAAUAUGUUCGUCUUCGAAUGACUGUUGAUCAUCUUGAAUUGAAUGAAAAUCCUGGUUCAUGUUUAACUCAUUACAAUCAUGAUACUUCUUUAUGGGAAUGUUAUCAUUCACCAUGUACAGCUGGUCAUCAUCGACUUUUUAUUUGGCUUUUAGAUAGUGAACGUGAUGAUCCAUGGGCUACUGCUGUUAGAUUUGAUGUUUAUGUUGAACAAAUUAUAGAAUCAUUAUAUUAUCCUAUUACAACGAAUAUAUUUAAUGCACUUCGAUGUCAAUUAAUUACACCAAUCAAUGGUAUUCUCUCAAGAGAAUCUCUACCACCAGAUAUUAUCAUACGUGUGCCUUGUGUUCGUGAUGUACAAUUGCAAAUAGAUGAAAAAACAUUAGUCAUCGGAGAUAGUCUUCCAAAUGAUAUUUAUAGACUUAAAAUUCCACCUUCUAUACCCGAUCAUGUGAGAAAUUUUGUACUAAUGGGUUUAUGUUUUGAUAAUAUGUAUUAUUCGAUAUUAAUUACAUAUAAAAUCGAAUAG
Rotaria sordida is the source of this 609-nucleotide messenger RNA. NCBI's taxonomy places the organism in Eukaryota, Metazoa, Rotifera, Eurotatoria, Philodinida, Philodinidae. The record is from the annotation of a GenBank genome assembly.